AUGGUAUGGAUCCAUGGCGGUGCUCUCAUCUCUGGCUCAGCUUCUGCUUAUGAUGGCUCGAUAUUGUCUGCAUCUGAGAACGUGGUGGUGGUCACUGUCCAGUACAGGCUGGGCAUUCUUGGAUUCUUUAGCACUAAUGAUGAGCAUGCACCUGGCAACCAGGGUUACAUGGAUCAGGUAGCUGCCCUACAGUGGGUCCAGAAGAACAUCGCCCACUUUGGAGGAGAUCCUGGCCGUGUGACCAUCUUUGGAGAGUCUGCAGGGGGAACCAGCGUCUCCUCACAUGUUCUGUCCCCCAUGUCCAAAGGCUUGUUCCACAGAGCAAUCAUGGAGAGUGGUGUGGCCAUCCUUCCUGGAUUGAUUGCUUCCAAAUCUGAUGCAGUUACAAAUUUUGUUGCCAAUCUGUCUGCUUGUGAGACAUCCAGUUCUGCCUCCAUGGUUCAGUGUCUUAGAAGCAAAACUGAGAAGGAAAUGCUGGCCAUGACCAAGCAUUUCAAGAUAAUCCCUGGAGUAGUUGAUGGGAAAUUCUUGCCCAGGCAUCCUGAAGAGUUGUUGGCUGCAGGAGAGUUCCACCGUGUCCCUUGCAUCAUAGGUGUCAAUAACCAUGAAUAUGGUUGGAUUAUUCCUUCCGAAUUGGGCGAUUCUAUUGUUAAAGAAAACAUGGAUAAAGGAGAAAUCCAGUCAACAGUUCUAGGUCCACUCUUGGGUAUUCCUCCUGAGCUUGGCCGUUUGAUGAUUGAGGAAUAUUUAGGAGACAUUAAUGAUCCUAAAGAACUUAGAGUUCGGUACCAGGAAAUGAUGGGGGACUUGAUGUUUGUUAUUCCUGCCCUCAAAGUGGCCAAAUAUCAACACAGUUCCAGCUCUCCAGUCUACUUCUAUGAAUUUCAGCAUCGACCAAGCCUGUUUAAAGACAGCAAGCCAGAUUUUGUGAAAGCAGACCAUGGCGAUGAGCUGCUUUUUACCUUUGGAUGGUCUGUUUUAAGUGAUACCACUGAAGAGGAAAAAGUCCUGAGCCAUAAGAUGAUGAGCUAUUGGGCUAACUUUGCCCGCCAUGGGAACCCAAAUGGUGCCAACUUAUUGCAAUGGCCAGCCUAUGACCAGAAUGAGAAGUAUAUGCAGCUGAAUUUGCAGUUGUCUGUGGGAAAGAACCUGAAGAAGGAUAAGUUAGAGUUCUGGACCAAGACUGUACCACAGAAGAUGAAGGAGUCACUGCUCCAAAAAGGCCGAAUGGAGUUGUGA
Messenger RNA from Gracilinanus agilis (Agile Gracile Mouse Opossum), 1239 nucleotides. RefSeq names its product pyrethroid hydrolase Ces2e-like. The coding region runs from base 1 to 1239 and encodes 412 amino acids. NCBI's taxonomy places the organism in Eukaryota, Metazoa, Chordata, Mammalia, Didelphimorphia, Didelphidae. The record is from RefSeq and is a predicted model, not a curated record. The transcript has 10 exons.